Molecule: messenger RNA, 666 nt
Organism: Alexandromys fortis (reed vole)
Lineage: Eukaryota; Metazoa; Chordata; Mammalia; Rodentia; Cricetidae
Product: ATP-binding cassette sub-family G member 3-like
Exons: 3
Coding region: 4-510 (168 amino acids)
Biological process (GO): transmembrane transport
Cellular component (GO): plasma membrane
Molecular function (GO): riboflavin transmembrane transporter activity; efflux transmembrane transporter activity; ABC-type transporter activity
Source: RefSeq, a predicted model, not a curated record
UCUAUGAGGGGACGGACAAUCAUCUUCUCCAUUUAUCGGCCCCCAUACUCCAUAUUCAGAUUUUUUGACAGCCUCACCUUGGUGGCCUCAGGAAAAGUCAUGUUUCACGGGCCUGCACAGGAGGCUUUGGAGUACUUCAAAUCCGCAGGUUACAAUUAUGAUUCCCACAACAACCCUGCAGACUUCUUCCUGGACAUCAUUAAUGGAGGUUUAUCUGCUCUAUUUGACACAGAGGAAGAUGGCCGUGAUGCUGACAAAUAUAAAGAGCUUUCUGAGAGACAGUACCAAGUCAGAGUAAACUUAGCCAAUAUGUAUGCCCAGUCCUCCUUAUACAGCGAAAUGAGAACUGAACUGGAUCGACUCUUGGGGGAACAGAAGGCAGGGAGGAGCACAGCCUUGGAGGAGAUCACGUGUGUCACCCCUUUCUGGCAUCAGCUCAGGUGGAUUAUCUAUCGUUCAUUCAAAAAUUUCCUGGGUUUUCCACGGGUCACCGGGAUCCAGGUAAUCUGAUGAGUUAUUUUAUUUGUAUUGUGAAAAACUCAUGUGGGAGCAAUUUGUUUCUGAGUCAGUCUACUGCAGGGUCACACUUAUCUUCUGCUCCUUCCAUGUGUUUGUCAUCUCCACUCUGCCUGGCAUAGGGAAAUAUUCAAUAAAGCAAGUAGACUA